Messenger RNA from Solea senegalensis (Senegalese sole), 481 nucleotides. Its product is annotated as histone H2A-like. Gene Ontology annotation, molecular function: structural constituent of chromatin; protein heterodimerization activity; DNA binding. The transcript has a single exon. The record is from RefSeq and is a predicted model, not a curated record. The coding region runs from base 1 to 387 and encodes 128 amino acids. NCBI's taxonomy places the organism in Eukaryota, Metazoa, Chordata, Actinopteri, Pleuronectiformes, Soleidae. Gene Ontology annotation, cellular component: nucleosome.
AUGUCAGGAAGAGGUAAAACCGGCGGAAAAGCCCGCGCUAAGGCAAAGACUCGCUCCUCUCGUGCUGGACUCCAGUUCCCGGUCGGUCGUGUUCACAGACUGCUGCGCAAAGGCAACUACGCUCAUCGUGUGGGUGCCGGCGCCCCCGUCUACUUGGCCGCUGUGCUCGAGUAUCUGACCGCUGAGAUCCUGGAGCUGGCUGGAAACGCCGCCCGCGACAACAAGAAGACCCGUAUCAUCCCCCGCCACCUGCAGCUGGCCGUCCGCAACGACGAGGAGCUCAACAAACUCCUGGGCGGAGUGACCAUCGCUCAGGGCGGCGUGCUGCCCAACAUCCAGGCUGUUCUUCUGCCCAAGAAGACCGAGAAGGCCGCUAAGUCCAAGUAAACCACAACAACUCCGCAAACAAAAGGCUCUUUUAAGAGCCACACACUCACUCUGAGAAACUGCUCAUCCUCCUCUUUAAAAUAUAGCUCGACUG